AUUCGUUUGCGUCUACAGUUUCUGUGAGCAGCCAAAUUUACAUUUGCUCAAAAUGGGCGGGUCCCUCGUUCCUUCCGGGCAACCCUCGUACUCGCGCGCACCUGCCAUACCUGUGUAACCUACAGGUGAGACGAGGGAAACUAGGAGUACAGCACGUAGACUUGCUAAAUAGACGUUUGACAGCAGUUAUGUUACUUUUAGUACACUGGGUUUCUGUUGGUCUCUAACAUUUUAUAUAGCUUUAGAAUGUGCUUUAACAUGCAGCUGGCUGUUAAGUAAACGCAGUUCGGACAGUUAAGCGUCUUCUUUCAAAUACACCGCAAGACUGUGUUGCUUCAAAGACAUUAUAAGAGCGUCGCCCUUAUCGGAGGAUUCAAUUCUAUACUGAUGGCAACAACAAAGCACCAUGGACGGGCGAGACCUCAGCUGCCAGCUUGUUACCACGAAGGCUUUCUGGAAAAGAAAUCUAUAAAAGACAAGAUGGGUCGUAAACUCUGGACCAGUUUAUGUGGCAAUUCACUCUUUUUCUUUAAUAACACCAAAGAUAAUGUUUAUAUAGAGAAGCUGGAGCUCUCUGAUCUCGUCUCUGUGACAGAUGACUGCUGCCAUGACCGAAACCUUGAAAAUGCUCGAUUCACCCUGCAUAUGAAAAAUGAAGACAUCAAGAUGAUCGCCCCAAGCCUUGAGUCUCGAGAGCUGUGGAAAGGCUUCAUACUCUCAGUUUCUAAGCUGUCUGUGCCCAGCUGUCUUAACCUUCUUCCUGGCCAGAUUCACAUGAUGAAAGAAAUAAUUGAGAAAGAGAAAAAGAGGCAGCAGCCUCCAACAGCUCCCUCACUGCUUCAUAACAUUUAUCUUCCUGUACUGCCAGACAUGCCUGCGUGUUAUCAUGAUGUCUCUCGUGUUCAAGCUGAGCUCUUAUUGGAAAGGAAUGCUAAUCGAGGAAACCUGCUACUGAGGCCUGGCCGAGAUGGGGCGUCUUUCGCUGUAACCACUCGCCAAGAUGUCAACGGAUCGGUAUUCAAACAUUAUCGUGUGUCUCGGAAGCACGAAGGAGGAUUCACCAUUGACGUUGAGACUCCUAUCUCCUGUCCCACUCUACAUGAUGUGAUCACCUGCCUGGUGGAGAAGACCAAUGGGGUUUUAGAGCCUUUUCUACUGGAGCAACACUAUGAGGAUAAUAUCAGUUAUGUUCAGGCCAAUGAGGAAAAUGGUGAGAGGAGUGUACAAUGUGCCAGCAGUGAACCUUUACCAUCUCCACCAGUUCCACCGCCUAAACCAGUCCAAAGGGAUUACAGGGCCAAUUCAGAACCACUGGCAAACACACAGGAAAACAUCUACCUCAAUGAGCCAAAGGUUAUAGAGGAAGAAGUAAAUCCAUCUUGUGCUGGUCCCCCUGUACAACCAUGCCCUUCUGUGCGAUUUUUGCCGCAUCAAAAUUUAAUGCUGCCAGACCAGAACACCUGUUCAGGUAGUGAAAGAAAAGCUUUAAAACUCCCUGGCUACCCUCUUGCGGCACUCCGAAGCUACAGUAUGUCAGACGUGCCUGAGAACAAUUCUCAGCAUGGGCCACAACCUGCAUGUAUAAGUAAAGCUUUAUCAGAGGAGCUCAAGAUGAUUUUUAAGAAGAAACAGGCUCUCCAAGAAUGAUUUCGAAUCGAUGUGAUGAAAACAAUGACUGGAUGCACUGUGGAACAAUGAACAAUUCCUGUUAAACUGGUCUUUAAUGUAUACCAG
Messenger RNA from Myxocyprinus asiaticus (Chinese sucker), 1734 nucleotides. Its product is annotated as signal-transducing adaptor protein 1-like. Gene Ontology annotation, molecular function: signaling adaptor activity. NCBI's taxonomy places the organism in Eukaryota, Metazoa, Chordata, Actinopteri, Cypriniformes, Catostomidae. The transcript has 14 exons. The record is from RefSeq and is a predicted model, not a curated record. Bases 388 to 1647 code for a protein of 419 amino acids.